AUGGAGUGUGUUCGUCUUCUCAAGAAGGCUUAUGAACUUGAUCCGUGUGAUAAGAUAAAAAGAAAAAUUGAACGAAUUGAAAACCAUCUCAAAGAAAAUGAAAUAUCUUCUGAUGAUACACAUGAACGUGAAGAAAGCCCAGAUAAGAAAGCAGUUUCAAAAGUCACUGGUGAACUGAUUCAAGUAGCUGAUGGAUUUCAUGUACCUAAGUUGUUAUACGAUAAAUUGUAUGAUUAUCAAAAAUCUGGGAUUGAAUGGCUUUGGAGUUUACAUCAGAAAAAUUCUGGUGGUAUAUUGGCUGAUGAUAUGGGUCUUGGUAAAACAGUUCAGGUUAUCGCCUUCCUUUCUGGUCUUUUCGUAUCCAGUAAAUCUAAUUGUACAGCAUUAAUUGUCAUGCCAGUCAGUGUUUUAGCUACCUGGGAGACAGAAUUAAAAAGAUGGGCACCAGCACUACGUGUUGUCAUUUUUCACGACACCAGUCGAUCUGAUCGUCUUAAAAGCCUGGUAUCAAUUCAACGACACGGUGGUAUCCUUUUGACAACUUAUGGAAUGCUUGUAUCGAAUAUAAGAGAUCUGUCGACAGAUUUAAACGCAAAUCCUGACUUUUUACGAUCUAAAAAGCCUAGUAAUAAGGAUAACAAGAACAACAAUGAUGAUGACAAUGAUGUGAAUGAUAUUCUUGCUAGAACUGGUAAAGAAUUUCACUGGACAUAUUUAAUAUUAGAUGAAGGGCAUAAAGUGAAAAAUCCUUCAUCGAAAACAACUAAAGCAGCUCAAGCAAUCUAUGCCAAACAUUGUAUUCUUUUAACUGGUACUGCUGUACAAAAUAAUCUCAAAGAAUUAUGGUCUCUUUUCAAUGUUACACAUCGUGGUCGAUUGUUAGGGACUCAGAAAACAUUUAGCAUAGAAUAUGAUAAACCAAUAUCUCGGGGAAGAGAAAAAGACGCCAGUAAAGCAGAAAAAGUGCACGGUCAAUUAAUGUCUGAAAGUUUACGCAAAAUUAUUGAUCCAUACUUUUUAAGACGUACAAAAUCAGAUGUUCUGUCAAAAAAGUAUAAUAUGAAUGCACUUGUACCAAUGAAGAAUGAAAUGCCGCGUAAAACGGAAAUUGUCUUAUGGAUAUAUUUGAGUACAAUACAAGAGAAUACAUAUCGUGACUUUUUACAACUGGAUCAUGUGAAAGAAUUACUGAUGAAGCGUACUACACGUUCACCGUUAAUGGAAUUAAUUAUCCUGAAGAAGGUAUGUGAUCAUCCACGUCUUUUAUCAACAGAACAAUGCUUAAAUCUGAAUUUACAUCAUGAUGAUGAUGAUAAUACUGUGGGUGGUCAAGACAGCCAACGAGAUACUUAUCCGAUUGAUAAACUGACCUCAGACAAGAUACAUUUUCCUCCAGCAGAACAACUGAUUAAAGAAUCUGGAAAAUUUUUAUUUCUACACUGUUUAAUGAAACAAUUUUUAAAAGAAUUACAAAUGAAUCCACAAAGAGAUUCACCAAGAACAUUAAUAUUUUCACAAAGUUUAAAAUUCCUUGAUAUGGCAGAAAAGGUUAUCCUGGAUAUUCAUUGUCCUGUGAAUAGUAGUGGUCAGUCAUCUAAUCCUAGUGGAAAUUUCCCUACAAGACAUCGUGUUCUACGCUUGGAUGGUCGUACUUCAAAAGUAUGCGAUCGUUUAAGCCUAAUUAACAAAUUUCAAAAUGAUAAGUCGUAUACAGUUAUGCUUUUAACUACGCAAGUUGGUGGUGUUGGACUAACAAUCACCUCAGCUAAUCGUGUCAUUAUUCUUGAUCCAAGCUGGAAUCCAGCUGUAGAUGCACAGGCUGUAGAUCGUGCCUACAGAAUAGGUCAAAAGUUCGAUGUAGUUGUCUAUCGAUUGAUCACAUGUGCUACUGUCGAAGAAAAGAUAUAUCGUCGUCAAAUAUUCAAAGAUUCUGUAAUACGUCAGACAACUGCACCGGGUCAAAAUAAAACCGAUCUAGACCCGUAUCGAUAUUUCAGCCGGCAAGAAUUGUUUGAGCUAUUCAGUCUAGGCGAUACACGUGUAUCAGAGACAAAAAAACAACUCGAUAUGCUGCAUGAUGGUUCAGACAAAUGGUCGGAUGCUUCAAUUAGUCCACACUUGCAUUUUCUGUGUGGCGAUGCAAUGAAGCAUGCUGUAUAUGGAAUAUCAUUUCAUGAUUUAAUGUUUAGUAAAGAGUCAGUGAAUGAAGGCAGUGUUGAUACCACAGAUCAUGAAAAUGUGUAUAUCAUGAAUCGUCGUGUUGCUGCUGAACGUGCUUUAGCUGUGGAAUGCGGUGUCGAAGGUAAAGCAUUCACUAGAGAAGUGUCAACAACAGACGUGAGGAAUGAUAAUAAUAAUAAUGUGAAUUCUCUGCCGACACAAUUAGCCAAUAUGAAUAUACACAACAACAAUAGAUUUCCACCAUACGCCUAUAACAAUAGUAAUAAUAAUAACAAUAAUAAUAAUACUGAAAAUCGUUUUAUGAAUCCAGUUUUACCGAAUCAACAAUUGUUGUUGUUUAAACCUUCCAAAGAUGAUACUCAAAGGCAUAUGUUCAAUCGACCACCAACUAAACAAGUGGAUAAUGGAAAUACAUUAACAAUGAGUAGACCACAGAUGAUCGUUUCUUCAAAUGACAACAAUUCAGCGCCUAUUUCAAAUAACCCUGAACGGUCAAAUGAAUACACCAACCAGAUUUCAAAUGUUGUAACGUUAACAGAUAAUACUACUACUAAUAAUGUUGAACACCGUCCAAUAAAUGAUGAACAUGGAGUAGGCAAAUCUAUUUCUCCGAAGUUAAAGAAUCAGUUGCCAAGUUCAUCUAAAGUUCCAGUUGACGGUGAAUAUCUUGAAAUUGGAAGUUCUUCUUCCAGUGAAGAUAAUACUACUAAUAACAAUAUAUCGAUGGUUGAUAAACAAUCCGUUGUCAGUCCAGUUUCUAUUAAAAAUCGUGUUGUGGAUUAUAUAACUAUAGAAGAUUCUAUAGCUGAAAGUUUACGUGAAAUGAGUAUAGCUCAGACAACACCAUUACGAUCGAAUAAUGCAAAUGAUAGUAAAGAAUCAGAUAUACCGAAAACUCCACUGCAUGAAAAUCGUGCUCCACUCAAUCCAAGAUUAUCUUUUUUACCUAUGGAUGGGAACUUUUAUCGGUCUACACCAAUAUCUACGAAAAAAUCGGCCAAUGAGCGAAACUCUAAUAACAAUAGUAACAACGAUAACAAUAAUCACGUUGGCGGCAGCGAUAAGUCGCCGUCACGCGUAUCACCGGUUAACAAUGACGAUCCAGAUCAAGAUUACAUACAUAUGGACAUAAGUGUGAAUAUGAAUGACAACGAUUUAGCGAAUACAGUUGAUAUGAAAUCGAUCCAACAGGUUCUUGCUAGAUCUGGUGUACUCAAUGCCACCAAUGUGGUUGAAUCAGAUGCUGUAGACAGAUCCGUGUCUGAUUCUGAAGAACGGGUCUUUGCCCUUCCAAAUAAUAUUUCAAGCAAAAGGAAGCCUAAUCAUUCUACUCCAGCAAGAAAUAAUUCCAAAGAAAUUGUAAUGGAUUCUUAUGCUAGUGGUGCGUCGUUGGAAGAUGAUAAUGAUGGUGACGGUGGUGAUGAUGAUGUAGAAUAUUCUUCUGAAGACAUUAUCGAAGAAAGUGAUAUCGUUGAAGCUAGUUAUUGAAAAGGAGAUUUCAAAAUAUUCAAUAUUGAAACGUGUAUAUAUAAUUCUCGAGUUUCUUUUACUGUCGUUUGUUAUUUAUCCUUAUAUUAAAUUAUUUUUUGCAAAUAUAUCAA
This is a messenger RNA of Trichobilharzia szidati, 3782 nucleotides long. The record is from the annotation of a GenBank genome assembly. Lineage: Eukaryota; Metazoa; Platyhelminthes; Trematoda; Strigeidida; Schistosomatidae.